This is a messenger RNA of Ruditapes philippinarum (Manila clam), 4684 nucleotides long. Its product is annotated as F-actin-capping protein subunit alpha-like. The record is from RefSeq and is a predicted model, not a curated record. Gene Ontology annotation, molecular function: actin filament binding. Bases 93 to 956 code for a protein of 287 amino acids. NCBI's taxonomy places the organism in Eukaryota, Metazoa, Mollusca, Bivalvia, Venerida, Veneridae. The transcript is spliced from 10 exons. Gene Ontology annotation, biological process: actin cytoskeleton organization; barbed-end actin filament capping. Gene Ontology annotation, cellular component: actin cortical patch; F-actin capping protein complex.
CACUGGUGUACGUGUAUUCUUUUUGGUAGUUGUAUGUAACGUGACCGGUGUUUUCCAAACCAGUCUGUGUAAAAGGCGUGACGAAAAGCAAAAUGUCGGACGACGAACAAAUUUCCGAACAAGAGAGGUGUAAAAUAGCAUCUGAUUUUAUUCUCCAUGCACCUCCAGGGGAGUUUAAUGAAGUCUUUACAGAUGUAAGAAUAUUGGUGAAUGAUGAUAAUCUACUGAAGAGUGCUUCAGGGUCAUUUGCCAAGUAUAAUAAAGACCAAUUUACACCUUGCAAAGUAGAUGGGUCUGACGAACAGUGCUUGAUAACAGAACAUGGGGAUGAAGGAGAAGGUAGAUUUUUAGAUCCCAGAACCAAACAAACAUUUAAGUAUGAUCAUUUAAAGAAGGAAGCAUCUGGUUUUGAGCCAGCAGACAUGGAUAGUACCGCAGAGCGAUGGAGAGCGGCCGUGGAAGAUGCAAUCACAACUUACCAUAAAAAAUAUUACAAAUACGGUGUCUCGUCAACAUAUGGUAGCAGCAGUGGUGGAAAUAUAACUAUAAUAGCCUGUAUUGAAAGCCAUCAGUUCCAACCUAAAAAUUUCUGGAAUGGUAGAUGGCGGUCACAGUGGUCAGUUACAUUUCCUGAAUCUGGGGGGAAAGCUGAGCUAACCGGUCUUCUUAAAGUUCAGGUUCAUUAUUAUGAAGAUGGAAAUGUACAACUGGUGAGCUCAAAAGAAGUCAAACACACUAUAAAUACACAUGAUGAACAAAAAAUGGCGAAGGAGUUUGUAAAAUUUGUUGAAGACUGUGGCACAGAAUAUCAGACUGCCAUUACGGAGAAUUUUGUGACAAUGAAGGAUACCACAUUCAAAGCAUUAAGACGUCAACUUCCGGUCACUCGCACCAAGAUAGACUGGAACAAAAUUUUAGGUUACAAAAUCGGCACUGCUUUAAAUAAACAAAAAUAAUGCUAGAAUGAACAUUUAAAUGAUUACAUAGACUAUUAGAAUGAAUCCUGAAAAAACAAACUUUGCCAUGGGAACAGCCACUAUAUUGACUUUGUUCGUUUCGUUUUUUUCUGUAUACUUGAGUCAUUUCAGUGCAAACUACGUGUACGAUAAUGGUGAUUUUCAUUUUAUACAUGUACGUCUGUGUAUAAGUCGAUUGUUUUCAAACAAAAGAAUGUGGGUUUUUUUUUUCCAAGUGUCUGGGAAAAACACAAAAGUUCAUGCAUUUAUGUUUACAAUGAGUAUAGUGCAAGUAAUAACAUUAUUUAAGAAGAAAAAAAAACAGAUACAAAUUGAAACUCUGUUUAGGAAUUAAUUUCAUUUAACUUCCUUCAUUUUGAACAUAUAAACAAUCAGUAACAAAAGAAAUCAGGUUUUUUUUUGUUGGUAUUUUUUUUUAUUUUUUUUUUUAAAUUUUGAUCAAAAGUUGUACUAUAAGAUUUAUUUUAGGAAUCAGUGUUAAUGCCAGCAUUUUAUGAUGUCACAUUUAAUUAGGGACCUGUAAUCUGCUAUAAUGUGAAAUGGAUUAGCCCAUCUGCCCAGCUUUAAAUUUGGAACAGUCCAUUUUAACUUUAAGGGAUUUUUAUUCUCAAAAUACAAAAAUUGAGCUACAACCAGUAUAGAGCCUGGUCAGACUGCACAGAGUUGGUUAGACUACGCGGAGGUGCAGGUUGACCUGGCUCUAAACUGGGGUCUGGGGGGUUAAGUCUUGUCACUUCGAUACCAGCUUGGUAAAGGUUAAACUAAAUAUUAAAUAUCAGUUGUAAUGUUACAAAGUAUGAAUAUUUGUAUUGAAAUGAAUACAUAAGAUAAACUGUUGACUAUAAUUCACAAUUCUUCAUGUUUCAACCCUAUUUUAUCAUCUCGUAUUGCAAAAAAUGGGAUAUUAAUUUGAAAAAUUACUUCCUUAUUUAAACAGGCCAUGUCAAUUUCUUUUGUUUGGUUUACGUCUGACACAGAUUCAGUCUCUGAAAAAUGAUAUAUUUCCUUUUUUGUUAAUCAAACAUGAAAAUCUGUUUCCCCUAAACGAGGAAAAUAAAGUUUUAUCUUACAAUGGAGGAUGACUAAGGUCCUGUUAUUUUGUUACAAUGUAUCUGACCAAAAUAAAGAAAAGUUAACAAUACAGUCUAACCAAUGUUGAACAUAGAUAUUUUAAUUUCAAAUACAGUGAAACCCUCUUAUACCCGUACAUUUGUAAUCCUAGGUGUUUUUCAAAUUUCUCAAACUUAUUCUUUUCACUAUGCCUUUUCAAACAGCUAUUUAAUUUGUGGCUAUUGGGAACUUUUUUUGUUUAAUUAAGAAUGUCACAUUCUAGAGGUAUUGUAUUUAGGAUGAAAUUGCAGUAUAGUAUUAAUAUACCUAUAUGCAUGAAGACUGCUUUUGCGCUUUUAAUAAAUUGUGUUUUUGUAACACGAGAUUCAUUCCAGCUGUUAUAAAGUGUAUGUAAGAUACUAUGGCAUGUUGAAUUGUGGUUUGUUUAAUGAUAAAUUACUGAAAAGGAUAGAUGAUUUUUUCUAAUAUUUUACCAUAUAAGGCUAUUUUGAUCUUUAUUGAAAAUGUAGGAGUAAGAAAUUUAUUGCUGUUAGCUUAUUUAGUAGGUUUACUUUUUCGGGAUGUGGCGAGCCUCUGUGGAACAUGCAAGAUUGCCGACAGUGGAUCAUGUGACCUUUAUGGUCUGUGGGUCAAAAUUAUGUUUGUAGUUCAUUCUAUGUAGGUGCCUUCCUGAAUUCUACUAUUGGUGACUCGAUGGGGAAAGUAAGUAGUCUUGUUCCAUGAAGGAAGCUGGAGGGCCUCAAUAUCACUCCCCUUCAUAGUCCUGGCAUUUUAAGUCCAAUAAAAGAUUAACAUUUUCUUUUUCUUCAGUUUUCAUUCUUAUAUUUGUUACUUUGUCAUACGCAGUCUCAAACAGAAAAAUAUUUGAUCAACGGAAAGAGGUUGACAUCUUUGUUUUUUACCCUAUUUUUCAUUAAACUUUGAAACUUUUCAUUAAAUGGAUUUAAAAUCACUUGCCAUUGUAUUAAAUUUGCAGUAAUGUUCAUUUUUCAUAUUAUGCUGCAGAACAUAAUGUAAAUUAAAUUUAUAAAUAUUCAUUGAUAUUUUUUUCCUUUUUCAAUGUGCAAAAAGGAAAAAUAAGGUUUUAUUUUCAUCUCCUGGACAUAGACUCCUAGAAUGUUUUUGAACUAGAAAUGAGCGGCGUCACGACAAAACCAACUUAAUAUGUUUGCGACCAGCAUGGAUCGUGACCAGCCUGCGCAUCCGCGCAGUCUGAUCAGGAUCAAUGCUGUUCGCUAUCAGUUUCUCUACUUGUAAUAGGGUUUGCAAGCGAGUCUGGAUCCAUGCUGGUCACACACGCCUUACGUUGGUUUUGUCAUGACGAGGCUCUAAUAGUUAUAGAGAUGAUCAAAUUUAAAUCUUAGUUUAACUAGAUAAAUUAGAGAAAUACUUGACCAUUGUCUUUGGCUGUGAGUCAACAGCUUAUAUUUAUGUCAUAUAAUAUUUACAACCUCCGCAAGUUAUUUAUAUUAUUGUUAAUGUAUUGUCAAUUCUUUAUGCAUUUAAGAGAGUUGGUUUAUAUUGUUUCAGAGUGUGGUUUUGAUGCUAUGUAUUAUAAAGUUGUGUAGCUCUGAUUUGAAAAAAAAAUGCUAACCAAUAUGUUGCAAUAUUGUAUCUCGUAUUUUAGCACACACAUGUCAAUAAGCAAACAAAAUCUCAAAAAAAUAUUUUUUUGAUAAUAUACAUGUAUUUAUCAAUAUAUAUAUAAAUAUAUUAUAGUUAGAACAUACAUGAUUCUUUUUAUUUGAAAUUAAAAAGUUAAUUGUAUUGCGCAAUGAAGAAACUGAAGUAAAGUGAUGUAAAUGUAGUAAAACUAUAUUAUUUAGUCGUAUGAUACCUAGUUCAAAGUUAGCUUAUCUACCACAAAGUGAUAUUAAAUACCACAAAGGAGGCAGCUGUUGUUCUCAUAGGGAACUGAAAAGUGGUAGCAAAAUGUUAUUAUCAAUAGUUGUUUUUAAAUUUUGAUGAUUGGAAAUUAUAUUUUUUCUAACUAACCUGAAUGUUACGCAGUUAAAGAGUCAGUGGAUUGACGUGUAUAAUUUUUUGAUGUGAUUUUCUUGCUAAGAAUUUAAUUAAUUACGUUAAGUAUUUUUGUGUUUUCAUUUCAAAUAAAUGUCUGUUGUGUAGUAAAAGUGUGCACUUAAGCUGUGUUAAGUACAAAGUUGUUGUGUUCAAACAUUAUGCUGAAAAUUGUGUAACAUGUUUAGUUAAACACUCUUAGUAUAGGAUGUGUUCCAACAUGGAACACUCAUGUGAGACACUCUUGUGGAACACUAUGUGUUGUGGGAACACUCAUGCAGAACACCAUUGGAACACUCAUACAGGAAACCAUGCUGACACUCUGGAAGAUUACCAUGGGAACACUCAAGCAGAACACCAAGGAGACACUCAUGGAAAACUCUGAGACACAUGGAACGUGGAACACAAGUUAAACGCUCAUUGAACACUCAUUCUGAACACUCGUCUAUUGUAGUUUUACAGUGAAAUAGGGAAUUAAGAAAUGUUUCAUUUACUAUCAUUUAUGGCUGACAAUUAUGAGUGCUUGAUUAUAUAUUUUUUUGGAAAUUAGCCAAGUGUAUAUAAAUAUAUAUGAUUUUAAUUACCACAUUACUUGAAUUAUAUGCAAUCAUCCAAAA